Molecule: messenger RNA, 693 nt
Organism: Centruroides sculpturatus (bark scorpion)
Lineage: Eukaryota; Metazoa; Arthropoda; Arachnida; Scorpiones; Buthidae
Product: neurotrophin 1-like
Exons: 5
Coding region: 1-693 (230 amino acids)
Biological process (GO): regulation of Toll signaling pathway; innate immune response; central nervous system formation
Cellular component (GO): extracellular region
Molecular function (GO): Toll binding; growth factor activity
Source: RefSeq, a predicted model, not a curated record
AUGGAACGUGCAAGAAGGUUUAUACAAAGCUUGAUUUUUGCUUACAUAAGCUUAUUGGUCUCAGCAGAUCAGUAUCAACCAUCUUAUCCUCCGCAUCCUCAGCACUAUUCUAAUUAUAGAGAUUACUACAAGUGUGAUCCUUAUCAGCGACCAACCUGCGCUUUAAAUAGUACUUUACCAUAUUGUAUCGAGGAUGCGGAAUAUCCUAAGGAUGAAAUUAAGGCAGCAAUAUCAUCAGAUCUCAAGAAGUUUCGCAGACAGUACGCUGAUGUACCAAAACAAUCUGCAGACGAUCUGGUGAAUGGUAUCACGCAGAAACAAGAGAAUUCUUUCGAUUAUAGUUAUUAUACUGGAGCUAACACGUUGGAUAACACUCACUGGAGCGGACCUGAAGGAUACAUUUGCCCUUCAGAAGUUCAGUACGCGAUGCCCAAGAGAGCGAUGAACAUUAAAGGAAAAUGGAGAGUGAUUGUCAACGAUGGAUACUACUACACCCAAACAGCACGUGUGGAAAUUUGUCUCUACCCCGACACUACAUGUAGACUCCUGGCUCCAUGCUACGGAUCUAAAUGUACACAGAAGUAUGUUUAUCAUAGGAUGUUAUCUUUAGAUCCUUGUGAUCAUUACAGAGGUCUCUUCAUAGAUUUAUAUAGAUUUCCAUCAGCUUGCUCGUGUCGUCUUCCCUCUAAGUAA